UCUCUAUAGUCGGCUAGACGCUGCCUCUAAUAUCCACAUUCGUGCUUAUAAAAGUAUUUUAAGCGGCAUUAAUUUACUAAAUCGUUUGCCGGCAAUAUGAACAUGGAGGAUUUAUUAAGCACACAAUUUGUGAAGUUAAAAGAAGCUAUGGAUGAUCUUUUUGAAUUGAAAAGCGCUGGACAUGUUUUGGAAUUGAAGCAAUCAUCAGGUGUACUAAUGUUUGUAGCCCUGAAGCACGCAAACCGGAAAGUCAAGCGGAAUAUUAAAUCUGGGCGAGAUGAAUUACAUUUACAAAAAUCUAAAGUGGAUCUGAGCAGAUUGCAGUUGCAAAAUCUGCUGUAUGAAGUUAGCCAUUUAAAGAAGGAAAUCGUGCGGUGUCAGAAAUUCAAGAGUCGCGAUACCUACUUGGAAUUGUUGUCAGAUAAAGAAUAUGCCUCAAAGUUUGCCGAUGAGGGCAGUGAUAAGACAAAUAUGUCCGAUCACCAAACGCAUUUGUAUCGUUUGGAAUGCGAAUUGCGAUUGCGUAAAGAAUUGGAUAAUCAGUAUAGCGCCUUACUUACCUCAAAACAGGAGCUAUUGCAGGAUAAUUUGAAGCAGACACAAAAAUAUCUCUCAUUCGCUCCAGCCCUACGCACGCUCCUCGAAUCAACCAAGCCCUUGCACGAUGCACUGCAGCUGUCCCUCGAUGUCGAAUGGAAAUUAAGCUCAAUAUUCAAGUAUUUGCCACGAGCUCUGUACAUAUUGUUUAUCAAUUUACAAGCCCUCCAGCGUACCAGAAAAGAGUUCGCAUCGAAAGUGGUUGGUUUCGAGAGUGAUCAGCAAAUGCAGGAGUUGCUUUUAGAAACAGAAAAUACAUUGAAGGAACGUCGGCAUUUCACCGAGAAAAGUAAUUCAUGUGAAGCUGUGCCUGAUAAUACCUUGGAUCGUGUCUUGAAAUGUCAUCCUCUUCAUAUACAUCUAGUUAUUGACAGUCCUGAUAAGUCUUCUGAGCUGGUAUUAAUUGUGAGAUAUUGGGAAUUGCUUAAAUGUGUAACCGUUCGGGCACAACUAAACAGCACAAACAACUCCAAUUUUCAAGGAGAUGCCAAUUUGGUUGAGGACCUGCUCGGUCAUUUAUAUCCGGAUGAUACAGGAGAUCAUAUUCCUAUUCCAGGCAUAGAAUAUGAGCUGCAAAACUUAAAUUUAACCGCGGAGCAGUGCCUGGAAUAUUUGGUUGAAAAUGGAUUCGGAAAACCAUAUUGUUGGCUGCAAAGCAUGUGCUCGAUAGCAACAGUCAACAAGAAGCAACAUUUCAAGCAUGAAUUCAAUUUGCAUAAGUGGAUUCGCAAAGUUUUUACGCGGAUCUUGAAACGUUGGCGAUCGUGGCUACGGCUAACUCAGCAAAUUCGUGGUUUGACCUAUAAAGAUGUCGAUCUGUCUGCCUCAAAGGAGAAUAUUUAUCCAGAUGGCUUAUCGUGCAGCCUGGUGCAGUGGACUGCAAUCUCCAGUGAGGAGUUUAACAUCCAAAACGCUGGAUUAAUUUACAAUUUGACGCCAUCGAAUGGAAUUACGUACACUUCCUAUAGGGCUGUAAUUGUACGUGGAUCUGCCAAAAUGGAGUGCUUCAUUCGAAUCCCCAGCAAUUAUCCCCUAGAUAUUCCACUUUGGAUCCUAAGUGUACACUGGAAUGGACGACACACCUCAAUGAACAAUGCGGCUAUAAAAAUGAUGGAAUUUUGGACGAACUCCUUGCAGCCGUCACAACUGAAGAAGGGCAAUCGACUGCUAUACUCCCAACUGUUUCGUACCAUAUAUAGUUUCGAUAUAUUCCUUGAAACGGAAGGUGCCAUGCAGACAGUUCGGGAAUACAACAAAGAGAAACCAUAUAUUAGUACAUUUACGAAACGAAUUCGUUUGCGUCCAUAUAAGUACAUAAUGAAGGGCUCUACAUUUACAUUUAAGCAAUAAAUAAAUAUAAGUUUUUAACAACGCCAA
Messenger RNA from Drosophila arizonae, 1974 nucleotides. It is a transcript of the gene thoc5, whose product is annotated as THO complex subunit 5. Lineage: Eukaryota; Metazoa; Arthropoda; Insecta; Diptera; Drosophilidae. Gene Ontology annotation, molecular function: mRNA binding. Gene Ontology annotation, cellular component: THO complex part of transcription export complex. The record is from RefSeq and is a predicted model, not a curated record. Gene Ontology annotation, biological process: mRNA export from nucleus.